Molecule: messenger RNA, 2172 nt
Organism: Actinia tenebrosa (Australian red waratah sea anemone)
Lineage: Eukaryota; Metazoa; Cnidaria; Anthozoa; Actiniaria; Actiniidae
Product: glycoprotein 3-alpha-L-fucosyltransferase A-like
Source: RefSeq, a predicted model, not a curated record
CAACACCGACGACUUGGAACUUUUAUUCGUGGUCAUUGAACGGAACUGUGUUUAAAAAGGAGUGUUCUGCAAUUUCUUAAUGUAUGUCAAACUCAGCCUCACACCUCUCUCUCAAAGACCAUUAUUACAUGUGCUCAUGACUACUUUUAUGCAUUCAUUAUAUUUGUUUACAUCUACGAGACCUACGACCAAACGUUUUCUCGGGUCGAAAUGACUCUACGUAAAAGAGAAAUAUUUUUGUCGAUCACUUUCCUAAUGUUAUUAUCGCUUGUUAUGGUUUGUUAUUAUGAUACUUUUUCGUGGAAAGUUCGAGUUGUUGGGACUUUAGACAUCAUCAAAUCUCUAGCCGCAACACUGGAACAAGAAAGUAAAAACUCCUUGCCUUCUCAAAACACAGUUGAAAUUUCAAGCAAUCGAGAAAAUGGUUCCAAAGCAUCGCCCGAUAUGAAAAUCAUCUUGUUUUAUACUCCAUUUGGUUCCGUACCAUUGCCAUGGCCACAUACUAUUGGAAGAGAAAAAAACCUCACCGACUUCAGCAACCGACCUUGCAAAGUUUCGUCUUGUCAGUUUUCUAUUUCUAAGGAUGAUAUCUCCAAAAGCCAUGUCRUUAUCUUUCACGGCUAUUCGACGCCCUCUCCUGAGGAUAUGAAAGCUCUUGUCCUGAAGAAACCCAAGAAUCAGAUGUGGGCUUGGUUUAAUGAAGAAAGCCCUGCUCAUACGGCAAACUAUCAGUUUGAAAAGCUAAACAAUUUGUUUGAAUUAACAAUUACUCAUAUGCAAGAAUCCGACAUUCAUACUCUUUAUGGCGAAUACUUUAAGCUCGAGGAUAACGCCAGGGCCGUAGCUGAAAAAAGAUAUGCGAAUGAAAACUUUGCUAAAGGAAAAGAUCGACUAGUUAUUUGGCUUGCUAGCAAUUGCGUAUCUCUUCGACUGAACAUCGUAAAGGCGAUCGCCAAGCAUAUUAAAGUUGAUGUAUUUGGUCGUUGCCAAAAAUACUUCUCUAAACAAUCAGRCAGCUGUUCACGAAGUAAUCGAGAAUGCCAUAAAAUAACCGAGAAAUACAAGUUUUUUUUAUCGCUUGAGAAUAGUAAUUGUCGAGGAUAUUUAACAGAAAAAUAUUGGAAAAACGCUUUGGAUAGAAAUGUUGUUCCAAUCGUUAUUGCUGGAAGCUAUAAUAAAGAUGUUUUAAUCCCUGGUUCGUACAUCGAUAUACUGGAUUUUCCAAACGCCCUAGCAUUGACAAACUAUCUAAAGUACCUGGACAAAAAUGAGACUGCGUAUAACCAAUACUUUGAGUGGAAAAAGAAAUACAGAUACACGACAGAGACGAACUGGAUAUGCGAUUUGUGUGAGUAUCUGCAUAGAAACGAAACCAAAAAAUCGUUUUGGAAUAUGAAGAAGUUUUACGGUGCAGAGGAGAAUUGCUUUGCCGAUGAUUCUCGUAUUCGAAACGUAUGGCUAGAAUCAAACAACCUGCUUCAAAAUGUAAUAUUUUUCUUUAUUACAUUUAUGAUGGUAUUAACGCUUAUCAUGGCUUACUAUUACAACCCUUUUUCGUGGAGAGCUCGUGCUGUUCGCGCACUACAAAUAUUCAUUUUGYAGAACAUAAUUAUCCUUUAGAGUAGACUAGGAGAAAAUUAAUGGGUUAUUUACCAUACGCUUUCUAGAGUCAGUCCAGAUAGGGAAAAACUGUGCCCUCGGCCUUGAAAACGAUCCUCGAAUUAAGGCAUUUUCCCAAUAUUUUUGUAUUAAAUUCGUGGCUAAAAUCAUGAGAUAAUAAUUUACAGAUCUUCCGUGUAACCAUAGUUAAUAUUAAAUAUGGUGUAACGGUCACUUCUUAUGAAUAAUUAUGAGUCAAAAAAAAAUUCAAAUGCGGAAAAUUACAAAGAAAAUCUGACAUAGAUAGAUUUAAGUUUURUAUAUAUGUAUUUUAUUGGAAUGAACGAAACAACAGACCUGGAAGUAUCUAGUGUUAUAUAACAUAUUGUGCAUGCUAAAGUGUCUCGAACCCGAUGUAGUCAAUCAUUUCGAUUUUAAGAGGAACAUUGAUCAGAAAAAAACACCAAGAGAACUAAUAUACAGGUUUAAAAUUUAUCGCAUUUGAAAUCUCUACUUUUGAGAGCGUAUUGUAUUUUUCAUUUUUUUUGUUCAGCGUUAUUUUCGAGAUUUCAU